Messenger RNA from Sorghum bicolor (sorghum), 3384 nucleotides. Its product is annotated as S-norcoclaurine synthase. Gene Ontology annotation, molecular function: protein phosphatase inhibitor activity; abscisic acid binding; signaling receptor activity. Gene Ontology annotation, biological process: defense response; abscisic acid-activated signaling pathway. Bases 2678 to 3178 code for a protein of 166 amino acids. The record is from RefSeq and is a predicted model, not a curated record. The transcript has 2 exons. Gene Ontology annotation, cellular component: nucleus; cytoplasm. NCBI's taxonomy places the organism in Eukaryota, Viridiplantae, Streptophyta, Magnoliopsida, Poales, Poaceae.
CUCGUGUUCAUUUGUUGCUUACUAGAAUAUUUAUGCAAUUAUUAAUAACACUUUCCGUGUGUGUAUAUAUUAAUUGUACGAAUACUCAGAAAGAUGGUUUUUUGUUUUUGAAUUUGGCAUCAUUACAUGUUCAAAUGAACUUGUUCUCAGUUACUAGUGUCAGUAUACAUGUUUAAAAAGUCCCCAAAAUUAGGUAUGGUGUUAAGUCAUGACAAACUUUGCAUAGAUAUGUAACAUGGAAAUUAGCCCCUCCCUAGCCUCAAGCCCUCAAUCCUGGAUCCACCACUGCAGCAUGAGAGACACUGACACAAAAUUCUUGAAAGUACUCUUGACCUUUGCAUACCAUGAUUCACACAGCUUACUCAAGUUUAAGAAAACACAAACACGCUAAUUGAGAUGUUAUAUUCUUAACAUGACACUGACUUCUCAAAUUUUUGGCCAUAAGAUCUCAUUUUGUUGCGGCCUGGUGCCUGCGACAGUAACAAAAGAAAAGAAAAAACUUGUGGGGUUCUUUGAAAUUUACUUAGUUCUUCUGGUUUAUAGUGAGAUAGGCUGAUAGCUCAUGACAAUGCAAGGGUAGAGAGCCUUCUCCAUGAGUUUAACAAGGAAUUGUUCAUUCUUAUAAAUAGCUGAUUGUUAGACAUAACUGAUGUCAUGGGCAUAAAGAGGGGCGCCAUAGGGCGCAAGUGUCCUAGUUGGGCCUUAAGCCCAUUAGUGUUAAUUAGUGUCUCUCUUAGUUAUUUGUCUAUAGGAAUAGUACCAUAUUGUCUAGGCAUAAGAGGUGUUAGUCCUAUGUACCUUUUAUAUUCAGCCCAUGAGGCACAAUGGAAAUCAAGCAAUGAAUUAUGAAGAAACAAUUCUAGUCUCCCUCAAUCUCUCAAGCUCUUGGCAAAGCAUAAGGCCUAGUUAUCCCAAAAAUACCCACGUUCAUAACAUGUGGUAUCAGAUAGAGUCCAGCGAUCCUCCUUCAUCAGCCGGAUCCUCCAUAAGCCGAAUCCUCCAGCACUUUCGAUCCUCCAUCAGCCGUUUCAAAAAAAAAAAAAGAUACCGGUCCAGAUCGCUGCGUCGCCUACCUCAUCCAUCGUGCCGCGCCGCCAUAGCAACGCCACCAGCCGCCGCCGCAGCCCCAUCACCACCAUCCACCGCCGCCACAAUCAUCGAUCCAGAUCCGCCACAACACACCGCCGCUGCCACGCUUUGCCUCGAUGGAUUUCCCUAAAUUUGCGGGGAAAUCUGAUCCUGUGGGCUUCGUCAACCAGUGCGACUCCUACUUCCGCCGAGAACGCAUCAUGGAGGAAGAAAAGGUAUGGCUGGUUUCCCAUAAUUUGGAAGAUGACGCCCGGGUUUGGUUCCUACAAGUCCAGCACGCUGAAGGCACCCCGGCGUGGCGUCGCUUCACUGAGCUCCUGCACCUGCGCUUCACAUCGCCCUCGUGCCCCGACCUGCUCCACCAUGUGUCCCCUGCUGCCAACGACACUUCCCGCAUCUUUGCUGAUAUAUUCACGCAGCUGGAUCGGAUCAAGGAGUUGCUCAACGCGAAGGAUAAGAAGGACCGUGAAUGCCGGGCGGCUGUACGUCUCUAGGCAGCAGCACGGAGACUCCUGGCACGUCGCCGAGCGCAGGCUCUUCGUGCCACAAAAGCAUCGAAGGAGCAAGUAACGGUGCGCCUCCAGGCAGCAGUGCGAGGAAUGUUUGUCCGUCGCAUGGUGCGGCAGAUACGCAUGCUUCUCAGCUCGACGUUGUCGUACGUGUUCAUCCACUCGGACUCGCCGAUACGGCCUGCGGCUCCAAUUGCAGUGGAGGUCCAAGUAUGGGCGUUUCCAGUGCAGCGACCUCGCAUCAGCAUCCAGCAUCAGGCAUCAAAGGCUAUCUCAUUCAUCCUUGUGCCUGCCGUGGUGCUAGACACUUUCAGCAUAAGAGCCAGCUGCUUCACACUCCACCCUUCAGCCUACAGGAAGCCAGCAGAGGCGCUCUUCCCAUGGGAUCCAGGUGGACAUCCUUGUAUUUUAGUAUUCAAUAAAAAGGGGAAGCCGAGGUGUAAAAGGCUUAACCCUAUUUCGCGUCAACUCUCCAGCUCGAGGACGAGCUGGGUCUCCAAGGGCGGGGGAGAUGUCAUGGGCAUAAAGAGGGGCGCCAUAGGGCGCAAGUGUCCUAGUUGGGCCUUAAGCCCAUUAGUGUUAAUUAGUGUCUCUCUUAGUUAUUUGUCUAUAGGAAUAGUACCAUAUUGUCUAGGCAUAAGAGGUGUUAUUCCUAUGUACCUUUUAUAUUCAGUCCAUGAGGCACAAUGGAAAUCAAACAAUGAAUUAUGAAGAAACAAUUCUAGUCUCCCUCAAUCUCUUGGCAAAGCAUAAGGCCUAGUUAUCCCAAAGCUCUUGGCAAAGCAUAAGGCCUAGUUAUCCCAAAAAUACCCACGUUCAUAACAACUGACAAGGUUAGGUCUACGCUGAAAAAAUAAGGUGCUAAAAAAUUGGCAAACUGUGCUUUGUUAAUGGCAUCCUAUGGUCGACCAUACCAUAUGAAUAACAACUUAUUAUUAACUAGAGUUCUCUACUGACACUGUCAUAUUCUUUGGGUGUCAUUGACGUCUGAAUAAAUCUCAUAUCUCCUGCCUGCAAUUUCCACAGAAGAAAAGUCUAUAUAUGCACAGACAGAGAAUUCACAUUGCGGAUGCCUCAGCAUGGCUAAAACAGAGCUCACCAAAGCAAUGAAAGGGAGCCUUAGCCACGAGUUUGAGACUGGACUCCCAGCUGCCGACGUGUGGGAGGUCUAUGGAGGUCUCCUUGUUGGGGAUCUGAUUCCCCAAUUGCUUCCUCAAGUGUUCUCAAAGGUUGAACUUGUAGAGGGAGAUGGUGGCGUUGGAACUGUUCUGCUUGUCACUUUCCCGCCAGGAACUCCUGGAUCAGAAGCUUUCAAAGAAGAGUUCAUCAAGGUCGAUAAUGAAAACUGCAUCAAGGAGGUCCUAGUAACUGAAGGAAGCUUUCUAGACCAUGGCUUUAAGAAGUACUUGGUACGAAUCGAGAUCAUAGGAAAAGAACAGAAGACAUCCACCAUAAGAUCAACCAUUGAAUAUGAAGUUGAUCCAGAGCAUGCAAGCAACCCCCCUGUUGUCAGUACCAGUGGUUUAGCUACUAUUGCUAAGGCCAUCACAGAAUAUAUCAAGAAGAAGAAGAAGGGUUAAGUAAGCUCCCAAGUAAUUGACUCUGGAAAUAAAAGGAUGAUAGCACCAUGUAUAUGUUUGAUUAAUGAAGAUUGUAACCACCAAUGAACAAAUAGAAUAUAUUAAUGAACAAAAGAUUACCAUUUGAUCCUUCCAUUGCAUUUUGUGGAAUCUGUGGUCAAGUCAGCAUGUAUCCAGCAUGAGGUGUAAUGGUGAUGUUAGAUUAA